CAUAAUAUAAGGGUAGACGCCGCAUUGGCCGCUCCGGCGCAGGAAAUACGGCGGCCAUCUUAGAGCGGUAAACCCUCGUACUUUGCUGAACCAAAACAACAGAAGAUGCCUCAGUUCUGCUCGGCUUAUUCGUGUUUAAAUCUACGAACUGUUGAUGUCAGGGACCGGGGGAUAACUUUUCACAAGUUUCCAAAAGAUAAAGAGAGGAGGAAGAGGUGGGAAAUAGCUUUGAGGAGGGAUGGAUUCACUGCAAGUGAUUCAUCUGUACUAUGCAGAGAACAUUUCAAAACGGAGGAUUUUGACAAAACAGGUCAGAUUGUCAGACUGAGAGCUGAUGUGAUACCAUCAAUUUUCAGCUUCCCAGUUCACCUUCAAAGAGUUGAAAACUACAGAACUACAAUAACCUCCACAAAAGCCCAAAGUAGUGAGUAUGUGGCCUCUCAAGAUGACCCAGAAACUUGUAGUUCAGACCUGCAACCUCAGUCUAAUGAUGAUCAUUGCUAUGCUUUGCCAGCUUCUCUUACCGCUGUCACUGCAAAACAUAAGAGAGCGUUGGCAAGAGUGGAAUAUCUGGAGCGGGACAAGAAAAACACCAUGGCCAGAGAGAAGAGGGCAAAGACCACAGCAAAGUCACUUUUGGGGGAAUUGAGUGAAAAAAAUCUCAUUACUGAAGAACUCAAAGAACGGCUUGAAUUCUACUCUGAUCUACAACUAGAGUUUAUGGAGAAAAAGGGCCAUGAAUACUCCAACGAAUAUAGAGAGUUUGCCCUCACACUUCAUCUCCAUGGCCCAAAGGCAUACAAAUACCUUAGAGAGAAGCGAAGAUUUCCCCUCCCACAUCCGCACACAUUACAAAGGUGGUUGUGUUCAGUAGAUGACAGGCCUGGCUUGAACAAGAUGAUGCUGGACAUGCUGGAGAGGAUGCACCACAUUGCAAAAGUCACAUGUCUUGGUUUGCAGAAAGGCAACACCAGAAAAAAGCUCUGCAAAACUGUCCUAUUUCAAGGCUAUUAGAUUGUGUAAAAAUGUAAUGAAUAUGUAAAUAUUGUUGUCACAACAGAUAAGUAUGUGUUUGUGUGUGUAUGUAU
Molecule: messenger RNA, 1088 nt
Organism: Xiphophorus maculatus (southern platyfish)
Lineage: Eukaryota; Metazoa; Chordata; Actinopteri; Cyprinodontiformes; Poeciliidae
Product: THAP domain-containing protein 6-like
Exons: 6
Coding region: 106-1014 (302 amino acids)
Source: RefSeq, a predicted model, not a curated record